Molecule: messenger RNA, 2271 nt
Organism: Colletotrichum orchidophilum
Lineage: Eukaryota; Fungi; Ascomycota; Sordariomycetes; Glomerellales; Glomerellaceae
Product: neutral/alkaline non-lysosomal ceramidase
Exons: 4
Coding region: 1-2271 (756 amino acids)
Biological process (GO): sphingosine biosynthetic process; long-chain fatty acid biosynthetic process; ceramide catabolic process
Cellular component (GO): extracellular region
Molecular function (GO): N-acylsphingosine amidohydrolase activity
Source: RefSeq, a predicted model, not a curated record
AUGCCUCGCCAUUAUCGUUCUGGCCUUGAGCUGCCUCGACGCUCGUUCGUCGCUGUCUUUUCUUUGAUUUCGUUCGUGCUGCUUGUCACCAUCGGCCUCUCCCAGCUCGGAGCUCGACAAGGCCCCACCCUACAGUUUGAACGUAAUGCCAAGGGAGAGUGGCAUGCCAAAGCCAAGACGCGUGCCGCGCCGGCGGGCGAUAAGUACCUCCUCGGUGUUGGCAAGGCUGACAUCACCGGCCCUGUCGUCGAGGUCGGCUUUGCAGGAUACGCCGAUCUAAGCCAGGUUGGGACCGGCUUAAGACAGCGUAUUUACAGCCGUGCGUUCAUCGUCGGCGAUGUGAGCAAGCCGAGCGAUCGGUUCGUGUAUCUUGUGCUAGAUACCCAGAGUGGUGACACUGCCGUUCGAAAAGGCAUUCUCGAGGGGGUUGCGGCUCUUGGAUCUGGAUACUCUGUGUACACCAAGGACAAUGUUGCCGUGACGGGCACUCAUAGCCACGCCGGUCCAGGAGCUUGGUUCAACUACCUUUUGCCGCAGGUCACCAGCUUGGGUUUCGACAAGCAGAGCUAUCAGGCUAUUGUUGACGGCGCGGUUCUCUCCAUCCAAAGGGCGCACGAGUCUCUGACAGAGGGAUACCUCGACAUCGGAACCACCGAAGUCACUGACGGCGCCAUCAACCGCAGUCAAUGGGCCUACCUGAAUAACCCCGCGGCAGAGAGGGCCAAGUACAGCGCCAGUACUGACACAACCCUGACCCUACUCCGCUUCCAACGCGCUUCCGAUGGCAAGAACUUGGGCGUCCUUACGUGGUACCCAACCCACGGCACGUCGAUCCUCCAAAAUAGUACGCACGUUGCGGGCGACAACAAGGGUGUCGCUGCGUAUCUUCUUGAGAAAGACCUCGCGAGCGACGCGAGCGCUGCGCCGGGAUUCGUGGCCGGCUUCAGCCAGGCGAAUGUUGGUGAUACGACACCCAAUGUGCUCGGCGCCUGGUGCGAUGAUGGUUCCGGACAGCAGUGUAGUCUGGAGAACAGCACCUGUGCUGAUGGCAAGAGCCAGUCGUGUCAUGGAAGAGGACCUGCAUUCCAGAAGCUGGAUCUGGGUAUCUCGAGUUGCUACGAGAUUGGACGUCGGCAGUAUGCUGGCGCCAAGUCUGUCUAUAAUGCUCUUGCUACAUCCUCCACCCCCAUCACUGGCACCAGCGUCAAGUCUUUCCACUUCUUCCAAGAUAUGUCCUACUUCAAGUUUCCCCUUGCAGACGGUACCACCGGCCAGACCUGUCCUGCCGCCCUCGGCUACUCCUUCGCCGCGGGAACCUCUGACGGCCCCGGCGCCUUCGACUUCACCCAGGCCGACUCUGGCACCCCCGAUGCCAACCCCCUCUGGGCGGUCGUCUCCGGUCUCCUCAAGGCGCCCAGCGCAGAGCAGGCUGCCUGCCAACAGCCAAAGCCUGUGCUGCUGGACGUCGGCGAGAUGAGCGCCCCGUAUGCUUGGAGCCCUAACACUGUCGACAUACAGAUGCUUCGCGUCGGGCGGUUGGUCAUCAUCAUAGCGCCUGGCGAGGCCACAACGAUGAGCGGGCGGAGAUGGAAGGCUGCUGUCAAGGAAGCCGCAGAGAGUAUCAUUGACGAGGAGCCCCUUGUUGUCCUUGGUGGCCCAGCCAACACCUAUGCCCACUACAUCGCAACUCCAGAAGAGUACGCCAUCCAGCGGUACGAAGGCGCUUCGACCCUCUUCGGACCCAACACUCUCCCGGCCUACAUCAACCUCACCGUCUCCAACAUCGCCUACCUCUCCCCCUCCUCUACAUCCACACCGGCAGCAGGUCCCUCGCCCCCAGACAACCGCGACAACUCCCUCUCCUUCAUCACCGGAGUCGUCUUGGACGGCACGCCGGCGGGCCGCUCCUUUGGGCAGGCCAUUGUCCAACCAUCGGCGUCGUACACGAGCGGCGCGGUGGUCAACGCCACGUUCCAGGCGGCGAACCCGCGGAACAACCUGCGGCUCGAGGGGACGUACGCCGCGGUGGAGCAGUUGCAGAGCGGCAAAUGGGUGCAGAUCAGGACCGACGCGGAUUGGUUCCUUGUGUAUACGUGGACGAGGACGAAUUUCCUGCUCGGGUAUAGCGAGGUUGUGAUUAGUUGGGAGACCGGGGCCAGUGAUGGGGCUGGGCCGGGAACGUAUCGGAUCAAGUAUUAUGGUGAUUCGAAGCCUUUGAUUGGGAGUAUUUCGGCGUUUGAGGGGACGAGUGGGAAUUUUACGUUGGUUUAG